Molecule: messenger RNA, 2713 nt
Organism: Olea europaea var. sylvestris
Lineage: Eukaryota; Viridiplantae; Streptophyta; Magnoliopsida; Lamiales; Oleaceae
Exons: 12
Source: RefSeq, a predicted model, not a curated record
UACCCUUUUCUUUACAAAACCCUAACCCCUUCAUAUUCUAAAAUUCCAAAAUUCUUUUUUAAUAAUUCUCCAAAUGCCUUCAUCUGACGAACGACUGUUGGAUAGCGAUUCUGAUGAUGGGUUCAAUGAAGACAUGGAAGCUUUGAAGCGAGUUUUUCAGUUAACCGGCACAAACCCUGAUGACCACGAAGGAUCGCUCUCUAUGGCGUCCUAUUCCGCCGGCGGCGGUGGUGUUUUAUUGGAGCCUGAAUCUGAUGAUGAUGAUGAUGAUGAUGGGGAGGAUGACAUUGAAUUAGUGCGCAAUAUUCGGAAACGAUUUGCGAGUUCGACCGAGGCUGAGGAGCCUCUGACUCUGAAACCUCUGUUGACGCUACCGCCACUUGGGUUGGAUAGUGAUGAUGGUGAUGAUGAUGAUUUUGAGACCCUACGUGCCAUCCGACGGCGUUUCAUGGCCUAUGAUGAUGGUGCCUUGAAAGACAGCGUGGAUGAUUUUUUGUAUAUACCUGAGCAGGUGGGCGCUACUGUCGUAGAUUGGGAAAAGGAAACUUCCAAUAAUUUCAUUGUUAAAAGAACUAAUGCACAGGAAGGGUUUUCUAAUUGUGUAGAUACAAAAGAAGCUGCUGCCCAGGUGACAGAAGCAUGUGAUGAUGAAAGUGUUGUUGGUGAAAGGCCUUCUAACUUAUUUGAGUGGGACGGGCCAAGAACCAAUGAUGUUGCUGGGUUACCAGUUAGAAAUUCUGAUUUCCCGAGUUCAGCACUGGCAUUUGUUGAUGCCAUCAAAAAGAAUAGAUCUUGUCAAAAACUUAUGCGAAGUAAGCUGGGAGAGAUAGAAGCAAGGAUUGAAGAAAUUAAAAGGCUGAAGGAUCGUGUCAAAAUUUUGAAAGACUUUCAGGUUGCAUGUAGAAAGCGAACUGGGCGAGCUUUUUCACAAAAGAAGGACGAUCGUGUGCAGUUAAUAUCAGUGCCAAAGCUAAGAGCGAAUGCAAAGGUCUGUGUCAGUGUUGUUAUUUUCUGUUACCGUAUUUUAAUGUUUUCUUUGUUGUUUAGUCAAUCUCUUUUAUUCACGCUGAGAUCUUAUGAAGCGGAUAAGGUCAUUCGACUUUCAUGGACAUUGUUUUUGUCUUUUAAAAUAAUGAAUUAUAUGAAACUAAGGAGGUAUAUAGAGAUAAUGAGUAGAAAUGAAAUGAUGCUGGAGAAAGACUCUUAUAUGUUGUCUAUUUUCAGUGCUGGAGAUGGAUCUUCUGGAGAUUCAAAUAAUGUUGAUAGCAUUGUUGCAUCAAUAAAAGAUCUUGAUAUAACCCCUGAGAUAAUGAGAUCAUUCCUGCCCAAGGUCGACUGGGAACAACUGGCUUUCAUGUAUGUUCCUUGCCGCACUGGUGUAGAAUGUCAAGCAAGGUGGCUGAACUUUGAAGACCCUUUAAUCAAUAGACAUCCAUGGACUACAAUGGAGGACAAGAAUCUUUUGUAUAAUAUCCAGCAGAAGGGUCUAAGUAACUGGAUAGAUAUUGCUGUCUCACUGGGAACAAAUAGGACCCCUUUUCAAUGCUUAUCACGCUACCAAAGGAGUCUUAAUGCUUCAAUACUCAAAAGGGAGUGGACAGAGGAGGAAGAUAAUCAACUCCGUUCUGCUGUAGAAAACUUUGGUGAGAGUAGUUGGCAACUUGUUGCUUCCCUGAUCGAAGGACGGACAGGUACCCAGUGCUCUAAUAGAUGGAUGAAAACACUUCAUCCGACCAGGAAAAAGGUUGGAAGAUGGACUGAAGAUGAAGACAGACGCUUGAAAGUCGCGGUUACAUUUUUUGGGCCAAAGACAUGGAAGAAAGUAGCUCAGUUCGUGUAUGGACGGACACAGGCACAGUGCAGAGAAAGAUGGGUCAAUUGCUUGAAUCCUUCUUUGAAUCUGGCUGCAUGGACUGAAGAAGAGGAUUCAAAGUUGGAAGCAGCCAUUUUAGAACACGGAUAUUACUGGUCAAAAGUUGCUUCAUGUGUUCCUCCACGUACUGAUAAUCAGUGUCGUAGGAGAUGGAAGGUGCUGUUUCCACAUGAAGUGCCCCAGCUUCAAGCAGCUAGAAAGAUACAAAAGGUGGCACUUAUUUCCAAUUUUGUGGAUAGGGAGUCAGAGCGACCUGCCCUUGGACCUAAUGACUUUGCUCCUUUGCCAAAUUGUAUCACUGAAUCCAAUAAAGUUGACCCUUCUAGUAGAAAAAGAAGAAGAUCAAGGCGAGGAAAGAAUUGUACUGGAAAAAAUGCUCCUCCUGGUGAGAUCUCCCCAGAAGAAGUUUCGAGGUUAACAAAUGGCAAUGAGAUUGAGAAUGUGCAUGGCAGAUCUUUCCCAAGGAAGAAAAGGAGCAGAAGGUUGCAUUCAGUUAAGGGAAAAAGAUGGAUAUCUCAACCUUCCGAGGAAUGUGAAGGUUCUAAUCCGACAGAAGGACAUCCAUCACCUCUUACUGAUCCAAAUAUAUUGAUGAUAACCAUGGGUGAUGAGUUAGUUGAUGUUGGUGAGGAAGAUGCUAUUGACAUUAACAAGGCUUCUAAACUACGUCCAAGAAGGAGAUGUAAUGAAUCCCAUGGGGAAGCGCUGGAGACUGAAAGUACGGUGGUGAGAGAUGCAAAUUUAUUGAAGACGAAAAAGAUAACCAAUGAUAAGAACAAAGGCACUGAUGCUGCAAAUGGGGAUGUUAGCAAGAAACGUAAUAAGCAUUUCAGGAGCAAU